CUAUGGGUAUGUUAUGCUAAGUACUACGUUUGAAAGAGCAGAGGAAGAGGAAUUCACUCUGCCUGCCUGACCUGUGCUGUCUGUCUCCCGAUCGAUCAAUGCUAUUGCGAGCUCCUCCUCUUCCUCUUCCUCUUCCUCCUCCUCCUCCUCCAGCCCAGCCAGCUCCCUCCCUCCUCUCAGCUCCACAAUAAAGAUCCAAUUUUGAAUCCGUUCCUCUCCUUCUCCUUCACUGCCGACUGCGACGGUGUACUUAACCUUUUUCGAUCUCCUCCCAAACUACAAGAGGUUGACAUUUUUUUGAGCCGUUUCCUACUGUUUUUCUGUCGUCUGAAUUCUCCCUGGAGCUUGGGCUCACGGCUACGGAAAGAGAACAGAUCAAGGAGCGUAGCAACUGAAGAUGAGUGAGAGCAAGGGCUUCCAGUUGGGUACCAUUGGGGCUUUGAGUUUGUCAGUCGUAUCCUCUGUCUCCAUUGUCAUUUGCAACAAGGCUCUCAUCAGCACUCUCGGCUUCACUUUCGCCACAACUUUGACAAGCUGGCAUCUUUUGGUCACAUUUUGUUCUCUUCAUGUGGCAUUAUGGAUGAAAUUGUUCGAGCACAAGCCUUUCGAUGCAACAGCUGUGAUGGGAUUUGGGAUACUAAAUGGAAUCUCCAUUGGACUUUUAAACCUUAGCUUGGGUUUCAACUCUGUUGGCUUUUAUCAGAUGACAAAACUGGCAAUUAUCCCAUGCACUGUUCUUUUGGAGACUCUGUUUUUCAGGAAGCAGUUCAGUAAGAGCGUACAAGGUUCACUUCUGAUCCUUCUUGUGGGUGUUGGGAUUGCAACUGUUACUGAUUUGCAGCUCAAUGCCUUGGGUUCUAUAUUGUCACUGCUUGCUGUUGUCACUACUUGCGUUGCUCAGAUUAUGACGAAUACCAUCCAGAAGAAGUUCAAAGUUUCUUCAACGCAGCUCCUGUAUCAGUCCUGUCCCUACCAGGCAAUAACUUUGUUUGUCAUUGGCCCUUUCCUGGAUGGUCUCUUGACGAAUCAGAAUGUCUUUGCUUUUAAAUAUACCCCUCAAGUGCUGUUCUUCAUCGUUCUAUCCUGCUUGAUUUCUGUUUCUGUGAACUUCAGUACCUUUUUGGUCAUUGGAAAAACAUCUCCAGUAACCUAUCAAGUCCUCGGACAUCUGAAGACUUGUCUAGUCUUGGCCUUUGGCUACGUGCUGCUGCACGACCCUUUUAGCUGGCGCAAUAUUUUGGGUAUCUUAAUUGCUGUAAUUGGGAUGGUACUCUAUUCUUACUACUGCACAGUCGAGAGCCAGCAAAAAGCGAAUGAAGUGACCACACAGAUGGCCCAGCCGAAGGAAAGUGAAACGGAUCCUCUGAUAAGCGUGGAGAAUGGAGCCACAAUUUUAGGUGAUGGUGUUGUAGCAAAAGGCCCGGCAUGGAGCUCAAACAAGGACCUGCACGCAUAAACUCAUCAGAUGAUAUCCUUUUGUUAAGGUUAAGAAGCAUUUGCCUGGAAGCAAUUUUACCCCUGAUGAUGGAUGCGAAGAUGAUGCUUUACGAGCAGGUUCUGCUGAGAAACUACUUAUAGAUUUUUAAGGACUUUGUGUAAAACUCUAGUGUCUGUCUGCAGGAAGGGUUUAAGAGAGAUGUAGUUCUAUACAACAGCAUUUUGGUCCCCUUUUUUUUUGUCUUUUCUUUUCAUUAAUAUAUUGUCGUGAUAAACAAAAUCUUGCUGGAAGAAAAAAAGUAAGAUUUGGCUACUUGGAAGAAAUAUAGGAGAUGUGUACUUCCCUAAAA
Molecule: messenger RNA, 1787 nt
Organism: Punica granatum (pomegranate)
Lineage: Eukaryota; Viridiplantae; Streptophyta; Magnoliopsida; Myrtales; Lythraceae
Source: RefSeq, a predicted model, not a curated record